Molecule: messenger RNA, 2125 nt
Organism: Syzygium oleosum
Lineage: Eukaryota; Viridiplantae; Streptophyta; Magnoliopsida; Myrtales; Myrtaceae
Product: probable aquaporin NIP5-1
Exons: 4
Coding region: 724-1608 (294 amino acids)
Biological process (GO): transmembrane transport
Cellular component (GO): membrane
Molecular function (GO): channel activity
Source: RefSeq, a predicted model, not a curated record
AAGCUAAACUCAUCUCUCUCUCUCUCUGACUUUUCAGUUCAUGUGUUAGUGUCUCCGCCAUUUCUUUGUCUCCAAGAACACCAUCUCCUUCACCCAUCUUCUUCUUCCCCUUCCUCAGUUGCACAGCCAUAAGAUCUCUAAGCCCUCGUACUUAGCCUCUUCCUUUUCGAAGCUGGGUUCGGCGGUUUCCUCAGUUCCUUGAGCUCAACUCCAUAAAAACCUCCAGAUCAUGUAAAAGUUCGUCGCAUCAACCCCAGAAUUCUCCAACCCAAAUCUCGAAAAACCCAAAAAAACUUGUUCAUGUUACAGUGGAGCUAUCUAUCUAUUUGUUCUUAGUCUAAAGUGGCUCGUUUCGUUUCUCCAAUUAUUCCUUAGAGACACAUUUAGAAAAACCUGCACAGCAUGUAAUACCUGCCCUUUUAGCCUCUCACUCCAGGACCGCAAAAAAAUUUCCAAAAAAAAACUUAUCAUUACCCUAGUCAUGAUUUGUGCAUAGUCCUUGGUGUCUACCAUUUUAGUGUGGUGAGAAUCCUGGAAAAGAUCGAGACGAAAGUGUGAGGACAACACUAUAAAAUCCUGCGAAUCAUGUAACAGUCGCCUCUGUCUCUCUCUGUCUUGUUCCAAGCUAUCCUCCCCAAAAAUAAAAAACCCAAAAAAACAUCUUAGUUUACUAUCUUUAGCCGGUAAGUUCUCAAGAAAAAAGGAAAAAAAAAGUAGAAAGAAAUGCCAGAAUCGCCGACGGCAGCAUCAGCGCCGGCGACGCCGGGGACGCCGGCGCCGCUGUUCCCAGGGAUGAGGGUGGACUCGCUGUCUUACGACCGGAAGUCAAUGCCGCGGUGCAAGUGCCUCCCGGUGACUGCUCCCACGUGGGGCGAGGCCCAUACGUGCUUCACCGAUUUCCCCGCUCCUGACAUCUCCCUCACCCGCAAACUUGGAGCUGAAUUUGUGGGGACCUUCAUCCUGAUAUUCGCAGCGACGGCAGGACCAAUUGUGAACCAGAAGUACACCAACUCUGAGACACUGAUCGGCAAUGCGGGGUGCGCGGGGCUCGCGGUAAUGAUCAUCAUCUUGGCAACCGGACACAUCUCGGGAGCUCACCUGAACCCCUCCCUCACCAUUGCCUUCGCGGCCCUCCGCCACUUCCCUUGGGUCCAGGUCCCUGCCUACAUUGCCGCCCAGGUCUCGGCCUCGAUAUGCGCUUCGUUUGCUCUCAAGGGUGUCUUCCACCCAUACAUGUCGGGCGGCGUCACGGUUCCUUCUGUCAGCCAUGGCCAGGCCUUCGCGCUCGAGUUUUUGAUCACUUUCAACCUCUUGUUCGUCGUCACUGCCGUUGCCACCGACACUCGUGCAGUUGGAGAGUUGGCUGGAAUAGCUGUUGGAGCCACGGUUAUGCUGAACAUUCUUGUUGCAGGGCCAUCUAGCGGCGGUUCAAUGAACCCGGUGCGCACCCUCGGCCCCGCUGUGGCGGCCGGGAACUACAGAGCCCUGUGGAUAUACCUGGUGGCCCCGACGCUCGGAGCUCUGGCCGGAGCCGGCACCUACACGGUCGUCAAGCUCCGCGACGACGAGGCCGACCCGCCACGCCCCGUCCGGAGCUUCCGGCGCUAGAGAGGAGUGCUCUCUUGUUUCCCCCCACACAAGUACUAUAUGCUUAGCGUAUGCCAAAAUGGUCGUUUGAGACUGUUCCAUUCACUAUCAUGGGUAUUUUGGUGGGUGAGGGAGAAUCGCUGUGGGUGAUAAAGGGUCUUCAAAAAGAGAAAAAGAUAAUAAAAAAAAAAGUUAGUGUGGAAGAAUAAUGUAAGUUUGAGAGCAUGGAAUGGAUGUGACCUAAAGUCCACGCUCUACAGUUUGGGAAUGUCUGGGCUUGAAUAAGUUGGUGGGCACUGGUAAUGCGAUCGUGACGCGGGUGACCCAUUGGAAUCACUGAGUCACUGACUCGGAUUCGAUGUGUGUUGUUUUUUUUUUGCUAGAAAGAUGUGUGUUUUUUGUUUCAGUGUGUUUGUCUUCUACCGAGAGCUCUGGUGUCUGGGCUCUUCCUUCUGCAGUCGUGUUGUGUUUGGGAACGGCGAUGACUGUUUAUAAAUAAUUAAAGUGCAGUCGCACAUACGUGUGGGAUUUCUGUGUA